This is a messenger RNA of Apus apus (common swift), 859 nucleotides long. RefSeq names its product heat shock protein 30C-like. The transcript has a single exon. Gene Ontology annotation, biological process: response to heat; protein refolding. Lineage: Eukaryota; Metazoa; Chordata; Aves; Apodiformes; Apodidae. The record is from RefSeq and is a predicted model, not a curated record. Gene Ontology annotation, molecular function: protein folding chaperone. The coding region runs from base 106 to 717 and encodes 203 amino acids.
GGGGCACACCCCUGGGCAGGGGAGGAUAAAACCCGCUGCUGCCCGGCCCCGGCCAGCACCGAGCGGAGCAGCAGCUCGCAGCGGGAGCGUAUACAAGGGGCAGAGAUGUUUGGCCACCUGCACUUCAUGCCACCCAUGUCCAGCUCGCUGUUCCCGUGGCUGGGACCCGUCCGCACCCUCUGGCCGCAUCCAGGCACCAUCUUCGCCGAGCUGGAGCGAGAGCUGCGGCUGGAGAUGGAGCGGGCACGGGAGUUCAUGAGCAGCUUCGAGCAGUUCCUGAGCAGUGGGAGCAGCACCGGCCGGCUCGGCAUCACCUCGAAUGCCCGAGCCCCGAGCUCCAGCGCAGCCCUGACCGCGGGCCCCGGGGAGGGCUUCUCCGUCUGCCAGGACGUGAAGGACUUUGCUCCGGAGCAGCUGUCCGUGAAGGUGGUGGGCAGGAAGGUGGUGCUGGUGGGGCAGAAGGAGACGCAGAGCACGGACGAGAAGGGCUCCUUCUCCUACAAGUACGAGGUGUUGAAGCGGGAGUGGGAUGUGCCCGAGGAGGUGGACGCCGAGGCGCUGACCUGCUCCCUGUCCAAGGAGGGGCAGCUCCGCAUCGAGGCCCCCCGGCUGGCCCUGCCCGCCGCCCCGGAGAGGAACGUCCCCAUUCAGAUGGGACCGGCGGUGGCUCAGGAGACAACCAGCGCCGAGGACGGAGCCGAGCGGGCCAAGGCGUGACGGGGAGCAGAGCGGGGCCGGGCUGAGCCCGGCGGCGGGGGCAGAAUGGGACUGCACCGAGGACCGCGCACCGGCCCGGCGGGGGCGUCUCUAUCCAAACCAUGUCGCUUUUUUGAUAUGUAAUAAAUAUUCCUGACUUUUA